This is a messenger RNA of Fusarium oxysporum Fo47, 985 nucleotides long. RefSeq lists its product as uncharacterized. The transcript is spliced from 2 exons. The record is from RefSeq and is a predicted model, not a curated record. Lineage: Eukaryota; Fungi; Ascomycota; Sordariomycetes; Hypocreales; Nectriaceae. The coding region runs from base 266 to 985 and encodes 239 amino acids.
UGGAGAGGAGUUCGUCAGCGCCAAAACCACUGACAAUACUCACCAAGUCAGACCGGGUAGGGAGUUGGUUCCGUCGAAGAGGCUGCAUGACAAGGAAUCAUCAUGUGUGCCGUCGACCGAGCCACCUGAGAAACGUCAGUGUCAACGGCUUGAACAGCUAGAAGAAGGUAGCAGUAACCAAGCAAGUGCUAUCAAUGUUUUCGAGGAACACAUCCCGUGUGACCCGAUUGCGUCACGUGCGCUUGAAGGAUGCGCAGAGUCCCCCAUGGACCGACCAGUUUUGACUGCUGGGCCAUUUGUCAAUUUGGAGCAGCUUAGCUUGAUGGCAUGUAGUAUCUGCAAGUAUGCAGUGCUGGCUGAUGGAAUCCGGAAUCAUCUCUUGCAUCGAAGACAUCAGUAUAGCCUUUCGGCAGGCGAGAAGACGAAGAUUAUCUCCAUAGUCAACACUAUUCCAGGGAUACUCAAAAAACAAGAUGACCUGCUGGGCUUUCGAUUCCCACCGCCAGAAACUAAGCCACUUCCUUUCAUCGAAGCAACAAAACAUGACGGUCUUCGGUGCAAUGACUGUGGCUAUGUUACUCGACAAACGGGAAAUAUGCAAAAACAUUGUCGGCAAAAACACAGAUGGCAAAACGAUUGGACAAAGGGAGGUAAUGUUAAGCGAAAAGCUAAACUACCUCGAGACUUACCGUGGACAACGGGGGUGUCCUGUCAGCGCCUCUUUGAUCAUGACAGAGCCAGCAGUUGGUUCGAAUCAGAGGUUCAAACAGCCAUCAAUAGCGAACCGAGAGAUGGUAUUAUCAAGAGACUGAUAAAGGUUCACCAAGAACAAGUCGACAAGUUCAACGCUGCCGAAGAGGAUGAGAUCAAGGUUGCCAACGAGAAGAAGGAGCUAAGUGCGUGGCUAGAAAGGACAGGCUGGGCAGACCACUUGCAAAAGUUCAAGGCAAAGAAGGAUUUAUUGCCGCUGGCCGCCCUACUAUAA